This is a messenger RNA of Lytechinus variegatus (green sea urchin), 3498 nucleotides long. RefSeq names its product transmembrane protein 35B-like. Bases 120 to 542 code for a protein of 140 amino acids. The transcript is spliced from 2 exons. The record is from RefSeq and is a predicted model, not a curated record. NCBI's taxonomy places the organism in Eukaryota, Metazoa, Echinodermata, Echinoidea, Temnopleuroida, Toxopneustidae.
GAUCCUGCAGCGGCGCGGCGGCACUAAUCUGAUUGUGAGCUUACCUGGGAUUUUGAAGACUGCUUCUUUGCUUCUAUUCAACUUGAGUCGGCUUUGAAAGUCAAAUUCAAUCUCCAAAGAUGGGUAGUGCAACAUACUAUUUGGCUGUUGGAGUAGGACUUGCCUGUGUUGUCAUAGGAACGUUGAAAGUUGCCCCAAUUGAACCCGCUCAUGGAAACCUGGUGUCUUACAUGCACAAGUUUGCGGGAGUCUUCCCACUUCGCGCUGUCGGCUUCCAGCCAUCGGGUGCCAUGUACUGCGCCAUGACUGCCGUUCUGGACAUCUUCUGUGGCGCUCUCCUGGCAUAUGGCCGCUACGACUGGCCCGUCAUCAGUGGUUUCGUCCUCCUUGCCAUAUCAGCCCUCUACAUCCACGGCAUGCUUGCUCUAAGUGCACCGAUGGUAGACUUCUUCUUUCCGGUGCUUCUCACCGUUCUACUGGUGCUGCUGUUGUUUGGACGCAACGGACUCUGGGCGGGACGCGGAAAGGUCCAUCUUGCCUAAGCUCCCAUCAUUAGAGUGAAGAACGAGUGCCCCUCGUGGUCUUGUAUGGGUGCACUUGUACCCCACCAUCUAUAUACCAAAGUCUUGACGGGUUAAGGGAAUUUAUUUAAGCAUCUAUUUGAAUACCGUGAUCAAUUAUUGUAUUUUUCAUUUGCAGUGGAUAAGGUCAGGUCUGUUUAUUCCAGUCAAACAUCUUGCACCUUUGCCCAUAACACAAAAGUUACACUAGAAUUGAAAUUUGAAAGAACAAUUAUGAUUAGUUGUUUGAGAGUAUGGCAAAUACUUUUUGCAUUAAACAAUGCUUUUGGUUGGGCAUUGUCAUUUACCAGAACUUUUGCAAGCUAUUGUGUUAUAGGGUCAGCUUUCUAAAAAAGGAAGGCAAAGUUGUGUAUUUGCAAAGUUGAUAAGUUUUCCAAUGUAUUCGUGCACAGUGUGUCAGUGUGUCUGUUAUAAUAAUAAUAAUAUCACCUUUGAAUUGAGACAAAAUUAAUAGAUGAAUAUUCUCAUUUGAUGAAAUAUUUGACUGAAUUUAUAAACACAGAUUAGGGCUUCACUUUAAACUGAAUAACAUUUUGAAGGAAUAUAAUUCAGAUUUUAGAAAUUCCUCAUGGAAUUAUAUUCAAUAAUUUGUCACUUCCAAUUAGGCCUACUUCCAAUGUAUUGGCAAUUUACAAAAUCAAUGUUAUAAAUGAAAUGUUUGCAGCAAACCAGAAUAUUAUGCUACAAUGUGUGUAGUUAUUAUUCUGGAAGCAUGACUGCUGCAUUCCACUUAAGUUAGUAUGUUAGUAUGCACAAUGUAGUAAUAUACAAAUAAUGCACAGCAUUGAGGGCAUUAGCAAGAAAUAUGCACACCUGGUACCUUUGGAACAUAAUAUACAUGUACGUUAUAACCAUGGGCAUUUGGACUGUUUAAAAGUAGCAAGUGUGUGCAAUUAUUCUAUUGCCUCUGCAAAAUGAUGUGCAUUAUUUGUUUUAUAAGGUAGUAGUGUGGAUACUUUGAUACCAUCCUCAUCUCAAAAUUAAACCAGUCAAAAGAACUAGUCAUAAGUUCCAUUAUGGCGCAGUCACAUGUCGCCUACGAUGACUGUUCGGUGAGUUGAAAACAGCCGUUUUUAUCAUUUUUGUACCAGCUUUGUGUUUGUGGUUCGUACAGAAAUCCGUAAAACCGCUGCUUUCAGCUCAUCUGUGUUGGCACCGUAGUGGAAAUGACUGCAGGAUUAGCAACUUCUAUAAUAUGACUGGUCAUAUGAUUGAUAUCAGCCAAUCAUAUUACGAUUCACACCAUCAUUUUAUAACAGUAGUUACUGAAUAGAAGAUAGAAGAAAUCGCAUAUGAUUAGAAUUAUGUGAUGUGACAGUAUGUGAUGUGACAUGUUUUGAUUAGCAGAUGUUAGCAAACCAAUUUGUUUUAGCACAUAGCAAGUUUAAUGUAAGGUAGUAAUUGUGUGUACAAUGAAGUAGGACUUCAUCAGUAAUCUUGUAUUUUGUUGGUUGAUGUGUAUAUUUAGCAUUCUUUAUUUUUAUGACUUUUUGAUAAAGGAAAUUGGACUCGGGUAACAUUGAAUUUGAAUGGUGUUUAUAAAACAUCAAAGUAUUUUUUUUAAGUACACUUAAUCAUGUAUUGGUAAUUGGUCAUUGAUAUUUCAUUUGAAGAUCAUUCAAUCCUAUUUUGUAUUUAAUACAUAAAUACUAGUAGUGUGUACCAUUUAGAGAAUGUGAUUUGGACAAAUUGAAAUGGUUAUAAAUUGUAUGUAGCUCAUCACUGGACAUAUCAAAGCAAUUCAGGAAAAUUGUUAGAAAAUAGUACAAGUCAAGUCAAGACUAUUCUAUACUACAUGUAUGUAUUUCAUUCAAACAUAAGUUAUGUCAAUUGUUCUAUGCAACAUUUUCUAUUGGUAAGAGUGCUCAUCAUUAAAGUAUAGUAGAAGAAGGGAUGACAGGGUUAAUGUAUUCAGUAUUACUUUAAAUCAUAUAUGCCAAAAUAUUGCAUUGGUUGUUCAUACCAUGCAAAACAGUAAAAGAAAUUUGGUGAAACUGUACUUUUUUGUUUUGAUUUUAAAAUAGCCAGUGUUGACAUGUAAAACAAAAUCAAGGGUGGUACCAGGUUUUGUUAGGGGGGGGGCCUCAAGGUGAAAACUUUCUCUCAAUUUAAUAAUUAAGGUAAUUAGAAGUAGAUAAUUUACCUAUACCUCUCAUUUUGCCACUCUUUUUUCCCCUCCCCCUUUUCUUACCUUUUUUUCUUCUACAUAGAGGGCGGUGACCCAGCAGUCACACCCCCCCCACAAACCCUCUGUAGUGCCACCCCUAAAUUUGUGAACUUUAUAAAAUAUGGUGCCUUCCAAGUUCCAGGUGAUUGUUAGAGGGAAGGUUCAGUCUUGAGUGUGGCAAUGCAUUUUUCAAUCCGACUAGAAGCACACAGCACCAAUGGAAAGUCUCUGCACAAGAGAUGAAUGUUAAUAAUGUUCAAGUGAUGAUGAUCCACAACAAUAUGCAAAGACUUUCGGUUGGUGCUAAAGUCUUGUGACUUCAAAGGAUAUGGUACUCUACAAGUGAUGUGAUAGGUGUACACUUGUAUUUAACUGACAUGUGGUGCAGAAGUCACCAACUGAUUCAUGGAUCCCGAGUUCAAGCCCGGUCCACGUCUUUUGGACAGUGGCAAGUCUGUCCCAAGACCGUCAGCACAUAAACAAUCCACAUCCAUUGUUUGUCUCUCUACAUCUUGGGAAUCUUUUCUAUUUUGUCAUUUUGAAAAGUGCAGAGUAUGCCAUGCCCUUCUACAUACAAAUGUUACCAAGAUGUGUGAUAUUAGUCUCAGGUUCAGCUGUUUUUGUAUUUAACAUUCCUAGCCUUGUGAUCAUUUUUAUAUCCCAUUUUUCUACCAUUUUAUUUAUACCUGUGUUUAGUGUGCUUAUGGUGUCAAUUGUAUUUUUUUCCUAAUAAACUAUAACUUCCUAGAA